Verticillium dahliae VdLs.17 is the source of this 1737-nucleotide messenger RNA. Its product is annotated as acetylcholinesterase. Bases 1 to 1737 code for a protein of 578 amino acids. NCBI's taxonomy places the organism in Eukaryota, Fungi, Ascomycota, Sordariomycetes, Glomerellales, Plectosphaerellaceae. The record is from RefSeq and is a predicted model, not a curated record. The transcript has 4 exons.
AUGGUUCGAGUCCUCCCGUCACUUUUCGCCAUUUGCGCGGUAUUGGACCUGGCAUUGGCCGCCUGUCUUUCGACACCCAAAGCCACAACGCUCAAUGGUACAUACACUGGUGUCCGCAUCCGCGAGUUCGAUCAGGAGGCUUUUUGGGGUGGCGUGAAAUCUGCGGCGUCUUACGGCGCACUCUGCCCGACCACACCCAACCCGACUGCUUUCGCCGACGCAGGGUUCACGUACAGCGAUGACUGCCUCAACCUCAAUAUUCUCCGUCCAGCCCGUACGGCACCUGGUGACAAGCUGCCCGUUGCGGUCUGGAUCCAUGGAGGUAGCUUUUCAGCUGGUUUCGGGCCUGACGGCAACACAAACACAUCCUAUGUCGUGAAAGCGAGCAUGGAAAACGAGCUUCCGAUCAUCACAAUCACGCUUAACUAUCGUCUGGGCUUCCUCGGUUUUCCUGGAGGUCCUGAUGCCACGGCUGCUGGCAUCACGAACCUCGGUCUCAAGGACCAGCAUCUUGCUCUGCGCUGGAUUCGGGAGAACAUUGCCGCGUUCGGUGGCGAUCCUGACAAGGUGACGCUCUGGGGACAGUCGGCUGGCGCAAUGUCCAUCACCCACCAGCUCCUUGCCUACGGAGGAAACGGUGCUUCCGGUCUGUUCCGUGGCGCCAUCGCCGUGAGCGGAACCGGCGGCCUGGGCACCAAUAGCCUGACUCCCGACGAGGUGCGCGUGUCGCAGGCCUACGACACUGUUCUCAACCUGACCAGUUGUGCCAAUGCCGCGGACAGACUCGACUGCCUACGAGAGGUAGACUACAAGGCCCUCUACGACGUCGGCCAGCAGGCCUCCGCGGCGGCAGGCCUUGCGCCCUUGUGGUGGCCCUCCGUCGAUGGGGAUUUCAUCACCGAGUCCCCGAGCCUGCUCGCCGCCGGUCGUUUCCCCCGCGACAUUAACUUCAUCAGCGGCACCAACAGCGACGAAGGCCUCCUCGUGGCUCAGCUGCUCCAGCAGUCCUUUGGACCGAUCGAGGAUGACGCAACGCUCCUCUUCAUUCUCGGCGCUCUCUUCUUCCCAGCUGCCCGACCGGAGGUUCUGCAGAAGAUCCUCGAUGCGUACCCCGUGGACGCGCCGUCGCCGCCGUACUCGUUGCCCAUGAAAGCCGCCAGUGGCGAGGACGUCUUCUGCGACGCCAUGAAGGCGGCAGGCCAGCUCUGUGGAGCGCAGUACAGGCGCACGGCCGCCAUCUUCGGCGACUUCCAGAUCAUCAACGGGCGGAGGUUCUUCGCGGAGAGUCUUGCCAAGCAGGGCGUCGACGUCUUCACCUACAGGUUCGACACGAACCCGACUUCCAUCCCGAUCAGCAGCAUCCUGACGCCCGGGUUCACGGCGCAUUCCACCGAGUACACGUACUUCUUCAACCUGCCGCCUGGGUAUAACAUGUACGGCAUGAACCCGCAGGUCGUGAACAUCAGCUCUCACCUCGAGCUUUCGAGGGGCAUUGUGGAUAAACUCGUCUCGUACAUUGCUACUGGCGAUCCCAACACGUUUAACGUGGACUUUAUCCCGAAGUGGCCUACUUAUGACUUGGCGUCGCCGAAGAAUAUGCUCCUCAAUGCGACCGAGUCUGAUAAUCAGCUCAAUGUUCGUCUUGAGCCCGAUACGUGGCGUGCCGAGGGCAUGGCUUUGUGGCCGCAGUAUCCGAUUGAGCUUGACCUCGGAAGUACAUGGAGGCCGCAGAUGUGA